GAUGGGGCUGUAUUGUCGCACCUUUGUUCUGAUAAGGGGCCCUGCCCCCAUUGACAAAGUGCAAACGACUGGGAGGGCCGCAACAAUAUAAGGGGCCAGAGGAGUGUCAGAGGAACACUGUCUAUCUCUGGGUGACUUGUGCUACUGUGCUGCUGUUUUUAUUUUUUUGACUCAUGGAUUUCCUGCGCGCUUGUGUCCUUUGCACCGCUCUCUUCGGCCUCGCCGAGGCUUUUACGCACCAGGAUAUGAAGGACGCGCUGCUGCAGAAACUUGGCUUGGAUGAAGUUCCUAAGAUCCAUAAAAGGGAUUUGGAGAAUCUGGUUAUCCCGGCGCAUAUCAAAAAUAAGUACAUGUCCAUGCUGAAGAUGCACCACAGCAGGAGACGCAGAUCUCUGCCCAGCCUGGCCGGCAUCCUGAGGGGAAUCCCUGGCAAUGCAGAUAUUUCAGGGGAGUAUGUGUAUUCUGACACCACUCGGCAUCGCAUGGUGUUCGACAUGGAGGCGAGGGUUCCGGAUAACAGCGAGGUGACCAUGGCGGAGUUGAAGCUCUACCAGCGGACUUCCUAUCAGAAGCGCUUCGCGGUGGAGAGGAAGAACCACCGGCCCGUCAACAACGCCCGGGUCAGCAUCUACUGGGUGGAGGUGCAGCCAAACGGAUCCAACCGCACAUCACUGGUAGACUCACGGUUGAUACCCAUUCACGAGACCGGUUGGAAGAGCUUUGAUGUGACCCAGGCGGUGCACUAUUGGUCCAAGAGCCAGCAGAAGACACCUAUGCACCUGGAGGUGUGGAUCGAGGGCGAGAGACCUGGCAGCUACGCGGCCGAGAUGGCCAAGAGUGUCCGCUUUACCACCCAGGAGCAGACGGACAACACCUUGGGAAAGCCCGAGCUCAUCCUCUACACACUUAACCUCGAAGAAUACGGUUCUCGCGGCGACUGCGACCUCCACCAGAACAAAGACGCCUGCUGCAGGGAACAGUACUUCAUCAACUUCCGGGCUCUCACCUGGACGCAGUACUGGAUCAUCGAGCCGGCAGGGUACCAGGCGUUCAGGUGCACCGGCGGCUGCAAGCAGCCCAAGCGGAACUAUGGGUACGGGGAGAGGCGGUGCACGGUGUCCGAGAGCGCCCCGUUACCCAUCAUGUACCUGGUGAAGAAGGGGGACUACACUGAGAUAGAAGUGGCUGAAUUCCCCAAUAUGAUUGUCGAAAGGUGUGCAUGCACCAUGGACAACGUCUCCAUAGUAUGAAGUCGUCGAAAACAGCUGUAGUACUCGGGGGAUGUAGUAUAGGAGUAUUACAGUGGCUGUGUUUUUAAUUGGGGUGUUGAUAUACAGUAUUUAAGGGUUUCACACAACACGUCUAGUACUUUUUAUUUAAAUGGACAUUUCUUUGGAGUCCUCCUGCCAUCAAAGUCCAUCUCCUUCCACAAGCACUUUUAUAUAUUUUGUACAUUUUUAUAUC
Molecule: messenger RNA, 1464 nt
Organism: Etheostoma cragini (Arkansas darter)
Lineage: Eukaryota; Metazoa; Chordata; Actinopteri; Perciformes; Percidae
Gene: lft1
Product: lefty1
Exons: 4
Coding region: 174-1250 (358 amino acids)
Biological process (GO): BMP signaling pathway; SMAD protein signal transduction
Cellular component (GO): extracellular region
Molecular function (GO): transforming growth factor beta receptor binding; cytokine activity; growth factor activity
Source: RefSeq, a predicted model, not a curated record